Molecule: messenger RNA, 2105 nt
Organism: Coccinella septempunctata (seven-spotted ladybird)
Lineage: Eukaryota; Metazoa; Arthropoda; Insecta; Coleoptera; Coccinellidae
Gene: sbm
Product: b(0,+)-type amino acid transporter 1
Exons: 10
Coding region: 112-1734 (540 amino acids)
Biological process (GO): amino acid transmembrane transport
Cellular component (GO): membrane
Molecular function (GO): L-amino acid transmembrane transporter activity
Source: RefSeq, a predicted model, not a curated record
AUGCACAUCUGCCCCUAACCCGCUAGUUUUGUUCAGGACCACGCCAAAUUCAGUCAGUGACAUGAUAUCAUACAGAGAGUUUCAAAAUUUUUUCAUUCCGCUGAAUAAGACAUGUAUAACGAUGAGUUUCCUCAAAAACAACAUGUUUUACGCGGAAACAACAACCUGGUUUCAAAAGAGGGCAUACAGUGGCGGGGCAACCGGAUCACAGGGACCGCAACAGGGGGAGAGUUUGGGGGCAAUGGGGGCUGCGGGGGCACAGAGGAAGGCGAGAAGGGGACAGAAACUGCGUCCGCAGGAGUGCGCGACAAGCUGGAGGGGCAGAGCACAGCUGAGGAUGACACUAUUCACCUCAAGAGACGGGUGGGACUCUUCAGUGGGGUGGCUUUAAUUGUUGGAACUAUGAUAGGGUCUGGAAUUUUCGUUUCCCCUUCUGGUCUACUCGAAAGAACUGGAUCAAUUGGGAUGAGUUUCGUGCUUUGGAUGGCGUGUGGGAUACUCUCGUUACUAGGUGCCCUGGCCUACGCGGAACUGGGAACCAUGAACACCUCCUCCGGCGCCGAAUACGCCUACUUCAUGGAUGCCUUCGGCGCACCACCGGCCUUCCUAUUCUCCUGGGCGAGUACCCUGGUACUGAAGCCGUCCCAGAUGGCGAUCAUAUCCCUGAGUUUCGGCAAAUACGCCGUCGAAGCGUUUGUUAUCGAGUGCGAACCCCCCGAGAUUGUUGUGAAGAUGGUAGCCCUGCUGGCCAUGGUUGUCAUCUUGUAUAUAAACUGUUAUAGUGUUAAUCUUGCCACCAGUGUGCAAAACAUUUUUACAGCUGCGAAACUGGUCGCAGUUGCUGUUGUGAUUUUGGGAGGAGUGUAUAAGAUAUUCGAAGGAAAUACUCAACACUUACGAGUACCUUUCAGGGGAACCAAGUAUUCAUUUGGCAAUAUUGCGACGGCGUUUUAUACGGGCUUGUGGGCCUACGACGGUUGGAACAAUCUCAAUUACGUGACGGAGGAAAUAAAGAACCCUUCAAGGAAUCUUCCACGCAGCAUCGUCAUAGGAAUACCCCUGGUAACAGUGUGCUACGCCCUCAUCAACGUUUCGUAUCUGACCGUCAUGUCGCCUUUGGAAAUGAUGACCAGCGAGGCUGUAGCUGUUACCUUCGGUAACAGGGUCCUGGGGGCCAUGUCCUGGCUGAUGCCCCUGUCCGUGACCAUAUCCACUUUCGGCGCAGCCAACGGAACCUUGUUCGCAGCCGGGAGGCUGUGUUUUGCCGCCAGCAGAGAGGGCCACCUCAUGGAUAUACUGUCGUACGUCCACAUCAAGAGAUACACGCCCGUACCGGGUCUGAUCUUUCAGACGCUGAUAGCCGGCGCCAUGGUCAUGUACGGAACCAUCGAUUCCCUGAUCGAUUUCUUCAGUUUCACCGCCUGGAUCUUCUACGGGGGAUGCAUGGCUGCGCUGAUUCUGAUGAGAUACACCAAGCCAAACUACCCUAGACCCUAUAAGGUACCAAUUAUCAUUCCAUCUUUUGUACUUGUGAUCUCUGUAUACCUGAUAAUAGCACCUAUAAUUGACAACCCCACAAUUGAGUACCUGUAUGCAGCUUUAUUCAUACUAGGAGGCAUGGUAUUUUAUGUUCCUUUCGUCCACUACCAAGUAAAGACUCCAUUCAUGGACGGUGUGACAGUAUUUCUACAGAUGGUAUUCGAAGUUGCGCCAACUUCAACUAUCCUCGAAUAGGAAAAAACUUAGUAUUGCCCGAUCAAAUCCGCUAGUGCAGUCUCAAUCGGUUGAUUUGCUAGGAGAAUUGAAGAAAAUUUCGAACCAUAUCCAUUUUUGUCAAUUAGAGGAACAGAAAGAGAAUAUAGGGACUGCACGAGUCGUCGAUGGUAAUUUUGUAGCCAUAGUAGAAGGGCUUUAGUGGAAAAAUGCAGAGGUCAUGUUAUCAUUCCGGCUUUUUUAGGUUUUUUACUUUCUUAUAAACGAACCAAUGAAAAAAGUGUUUUAUUAUCUAACAAAGUUUGUACACCGAAAAACUGGAAACGUUAUAACUGAAAUUGAUAUUUUAAUAUGUAUCUAACAUGUGACUGAAUAAAAAUUGUUGUUGAGAA